Messenger RNA from Pocillopora meandrina, 797 nucleotides. The record is from the annotation of a GenBank genome assembly. Lineage: Eukaryota; Metazoa; Cnidaria; Anthozoa; Scleractinia; Pocilloporidae.
GAGUCAUGGCCUGAUGGUCCUCCAAACUGGUCAGAAAAAGCCAGAAUGUACAACAUCAAAACCAAGGGAAGUGACUCCAGACCUGGUGAUAAAGGGCAAUUAGUCAAGGCCUUUCUAAAGUCAAAAGAAGUCAACCUUGCCUGAUUUGAGCCCCCAUCAGAAGUGCAUCCCAAUUCAAAGGAUGGCCUUCCAGGUAAAAGAGUGGGAAAUUUAUAACUAAGCCAACCAUGGAGAGUUAAAUCUCUGCAAUAUCAUAGACGAAAGAAAUUAUGUUUAAGGAUUAAAGGACAUUUAGAUUUAUUGAGGAACAAUAAGAUUUAGGAGUUAAAAUUUAGAAUUUAGAAGUACUUAUUUUCUACAGUUUAAUUAGACUAUGAAUUAGUAAAACAUUAGAAGAAGUAGGACUUAAGUAACAAGAAUGCCGCAUAAAUGAAUUUAAUGGUGAAUAUAAUAAUAUUUUCAUAGGUUUUUAUCAUUUCCCUAGCCUCCUGUAACAAAAGGUUUUGAUUAAUUUUCCAGGAUUCAGGGUACACAGAGCUAUAAGGAAGCAAAAGGCAGGAGAAAUUUCCGUGUCUGUGAUGCGAUUAAGUAAACAACUCAAGCAAAGCAUCCAUGGGGGAAUAGAAAGUGACAAAUUUAACAUAGGAGAGCCGGUGAUAGAAAGAGAGAUCACCAAAUUGGCUAUUAAUACACAGGGAGAGAUAGAGCAGAGGAAAUGUCACUUGCAAGCAAGAAAAAUUCCCUUACAAGACAUUAAAAAGAAGCCUCAAUUAAAAACAAAGACCUCCUUCGAAUAA